AAUGAAAAAUAUGAGAAAAAAAAAAAAAAAGAGAAGACCACCGCCUUAUUUGCUUGUUGUCUAAUUCAAAAAUCAACCUAGAAGAUCCAGGAGAUUCUGAAUGAAAUCUGCCGGAUCUUGCUUUCCAAAUUGUCUAGAUUUCCUACAGGAUUCGUAUCCCUAUGCCGUCCCAUUUAAAACUCUCCUACCUUCUCUUCUCUCUUCAUGAUUUCUCCUCCUCUUUAAUUUCUCGGUGUUCAUCUUUCUUGCAAUUAUUAUCGGUAUGGCUGCUGAGUCUCAUCAGUUCCAUGUUCUUGCUGUUGAUGACAGUCUCAUUGACAGAAAGUUGAUUGAAAGGCUCCUUAAAACCUCUUCUUAUCAUGUUACUGCGGUUGAUUCAGGAAGUAAGGCCUUGGAGUUUUUGGGUUUGAAUGAAGAUGAACACACAGAUUCAAUCCUGACUUCUGUUUCUUCAGACCAUCAUCAUCAUCAUCAUCAUCAGGAUGUUGAAGUAAAUUUGAUCAUUACAGAUUACUGUAUGCCUGGGAUGACGGGCUAUGAUCUCCUUAGAAAGAUCAAGGAAUCUAAAACUUUUAAGGACAUACCAGUUGUGAUCAUGUCCUCAGAGAAUGUUCCAUCAAGAAUUGAUAGAUGCUUGGAAGAAGGAGCUGGAGAAUUCUUCCUGAAGCCAGUUCAAUUAUCAGAUAUGAACAAGCUUAGACCCCAUUUGAUGAGAGGAAAAGUUGAAGAAAAUAAGCCUAAUAACCAGACAAAGGGUGACAUGGAAGAAAUUCACUCACCACGGGGAACAAGAACAAGAUAUAAUGGCUUGGAAGUUGUCUGAUUAACAAAAUAUUUGCUUAAUUAUAGAGCAUAGUAUAGGAAAUUCCUAAAAAAUUUCCCCCCCUUCUUUUAAAAUCUCUUUGAAAACACAGGCUCAAUGCAAAUUUAGAUGAAUGUUGGAGCUUAAAUUAGGUUCCCCUGUAAAUUACUAACAAGGAAAAUAUUCAUUUACAUUUAGUUA
Molecule: messenger RNA, 1003 nt
Organism: Hevea brasiliensis (rubber tree)
Lineage: Eukaryota; Viridiplantae; Streptophyta; Magnoliopsida; Malpighiales; Euphorbiaceae
Product: two-component response regulator ARR9
Exons: 4
Coding region: 263-823 (186 amino acids)
Biological process (GO): cytokinin-activated signaling pathway; phosphorelay signal transduction system
Source: RefSeq, a predicted model, not a curated record